Molecule: messenger RNA, 636 nt
Organism: Microplitis mediator
Lineage: Eukaryota; Metazoa; Arthropoda; Insecta; Hymenoptera; Braconidae
Gene: Yippee
Product: protein yippee-like 5
Exons: 2
Coding region: 166-516 (116 amino acids)
Source: RefSeq, a predicted model, not a curated record
ACACAGGGACAUUGCUGCUGGACGUAGACGACAUUUAGUGUUCAUACUAUCCGAACCUUCGUUAUUUGAAUGAUAAAAGCUUACCCAACAAAUAUUAAGCCCAGUAAUUAAAUACUACCAAUUAAUAAAUAAAAAAAAAAUUAAAUAAAUAUUUAUUAAAAAAUCAUGGGUGUAAUUUUUCUUGAGCAUAUUGGAGGUACUCGUCUAUUUUCUUGUGCUUCCUGUGACACUAAUUUAACAAACAGAAAUCAGCUGAUCAGUACACGAUUCACAGGAGCGACUGGACGAGCUUUUCUUUUUAAUAAAGUCGUUAAUUUGAAUUAUAGUGAAGUUCAAGAUCGUGUAAUGCUGACAGGAAGACACAUGGUCAGAGAUGUGAGCUGUAAAAAUUGUGAUGCUAAACUUGGCUGGGUUUAUGAGUUCGCAACUGAUGACAAUCAACGUUACAAAGAAGGACGUGUUAUUUUAGAAAGAGCUCUUGUUACUGAAACUGAUGGAAUGGGCGAGAAUAUUUAAUACCUGUAAAUUUAUUAUCAUUAUUAUUAUUUUAUUUAUAUAUUUAAAUAGUAAGAAAAAAGAAAUUAUUUGAUUAUUAUUUAUACUCAAUUAUUAAUAUAUUAAUAUAAAUUUAAAUUA